This is a messenger RNA of Mesorhabditis spiculigera, 465 nucleotides long. NCBI's taxonomy places the organism in Eukaryota, Metazoa, Nematoda, Chromadorea, Rhabditida, Rhabditidae. The record is from the annotation of a GenBank genome assembly.
AUGGGGCGUCGCGGCAAGGGGGCCUACGACAUCAUCAAUGAGGACCUCUUCGACUGCCGCGUCCCCGUCCACAAUGAGGUCGCCUACCAACACGGAAUCCAUUUCGAGGCCAAGUAUGUCGGCAGCAUGGAGAUCCCACGUCCAGGCACCCGCAUUGAGAUCGUGGCCGCAAUGCGACGCGUCAGGUACGAGUUCAAAGCCCGCGGCAUCAAGAAGAGACCGGUUGACAUCACGGUGUCGGUGGACGGCGUCAAGGUCGUAUUGCAGAGGAAAAAGAAAAACAAAGAAACAUGGGACGAAUCAAAGUUGUUAAUAAUGUUUCAUCCGAUUUAUAGGAUAUUUUUUGUCUCACACGACUCCCAGGAUCUCCAAAUUUUCUCAUAUAUUGCCAGGGACGGCGCUUCGAACACUUUCAAGUGCAAUGUAUUUAAGUGCUCGAAAAAGGUGAGUGAGCAGGAGUUUGAA